UCAGCCUCAAGCUUAGCAAAGCUUAGUUUUGACGUACCAGAUCACGGAUCUUACUGGCCACCUUGCCUGCUUUCUGCGAAGAACCUGUGAACCAUCAGAAGGGCCGAUCGUAAAAAUAGGCGCAUAGCGGUGCCAAUGGGCUUUUGGAGAUGCUGAAACGCCACCCGCUGGCGGCAGGGGUCAACGCAUGAGGACGCUGCCGCAGUCGUCACCCUGCGGGUCACCGAGCCAAGUUGACAAUCUUCAUCUCCAACCGCCAGCCCCUCGAAUUCUCGUCACGACUGCGUCGCUGCCUUUGCUUUCGACGACAACAUCGCGCAGCGCUUCGAGACACCUUGGCUAGCACAUACAGACGUCGCAAUCCCCGCGCUUACCUCGCGCCCCAUUAAGCGCAUUCCGACCGCAACACCUCCGCUCUUGCGCGACCGAAUGCCCCCAGCACCCUCAACGAAGCAUGGCCUCACGAAUAUUUCCUAGGGCGGACCCUGGCGACUCCAAUUUCCUCGUAGGAUCAUUCACAAAGGUCGUCCGAGAGCUCGGGAAACGAAAUGUGACCUGCGCGGCCGACAAGCUAGAACACGAAACGAUCAUCGAGAAGCCCAUAUGGAAACAGCUCACCUUCCAUCAUUUUGGCCUGAUACUCUCUGCAACCUUCGGCGCGCUCGCUGUAGCCAUCGCGUUUUUCCUGAUUUUGCGCCAUGCCACGCAUUACUUGAAGCCUUAUGAGCAGAAGCAUGUUAUCCGUAUUCUCGUCAUGAUACCCAUCUACGCCGUUGUCUCAUUUCUGAGCUACCUAUACUACAAGAAGGCCAUAUACUUCGAGGUCCUCCGCGAUUGCUACGAAGCAUUCGCCAUCGCCAGCUUCUUUACCCUCAUGUGCCAUUACAUUGCACCGAAUCUGCACGAGCAGAAGGAAUACUUCAGAAACGUACAACCAAAGAAUUGGGUUUGGCCCUUGAAUUGGAUGCAGAAGUGCACCGGAGGACAGGACAAAGGCUGGCUCAGGAAACCACAGAGCGGACUCACAUGGUUCAACGUCGUAUGGGUCAGCAUCUUCCAGUACUGCUUCAUCCGCCCAUUCUUCACCAUCGUUGCAGUUGUCGCGCAAACGCAAGGUCGAUACUGCCAGAGCUCCAAGGAUCCGCGUUUCGCCUACAUAUGGGUUGCUGGCUUCGAAGCCGUCUCCGUCACCAUUGCUAUGUACUGCCUGAUUCAGUUCUACGUCCAGCUGAAGGACGACCUCGCCCGGCACCGGCCGUUUCUCAAAGUCCUUUGCAUCAAGCUCGUUAUCUUCUUCUGCUUUUGGCAGAGCUGGAUCAUCUCACUUCUAACUGCCGAUGGCGGCCCUCUGAAAUCGAGCGACAAGAUCUCUGGACCUGACCUCCGAAUUGGAAUUCCCUCCAUGUUGACUUGCGUAGAGAUGGCUAUUUUUGCAGUCCUUCACCUCUUCGCCUUCCCCUGGAAACCCUACGACCUCGGAAGACGCCACGAACAGCUCCCACAAGGCACGGACAGCUUCUCAGCUGACACUCCCAAAGCAUACGCCCACGGCCCCGCACGCGCCCUUCUCUCCGCUCUCAACCCCUGGGACAUCAUCAAAGCCUGCGGCCGCGGCUUCCGCUGGCUGUUCGUCGGCGCGCGCCAUCGCAAGAAUGACCCCUCUUACCAAACAAAACUCGAGCCCAUGUCGAACGGCGACGAUACCAGCUACCACGGUCCUACCUUCGCCGGCAACAACGAACCAGCCAUUAACACCAGCUCCAACAAGCUGGGUGGCAGACAGGGACAGGCAGGCAAAGAAGGGUCCGACGACUCAGACACCGCUGCCCUGCUCUCUCACGCACAGACUAACCCGUAUGUGCGUCUCCAGGAGCCUCCCAACCCUGGCGCGUACCAUGGCCGCAAUGCGUAUGACAGACCCUACAAUCCCGACAGCCUUCCGGCGGCGCCAGUGCCGGGACAGGAAUACGGCAUAGUGGGUUCCGCGACGCCGCAGGAUGGCAGGAGGAGGAUUAGCUUCGAGACGCAGGAGACAACGUAUCAUGGGGCAACACCGCAGAGGAAUGAGCCGCAACGAACAUAUGAUGGGGAUUUGGGUCGGCCGAUUACCGAGUGGGAUAUGUUCGCUGGCGUGACGAAACCGGGUGUGAGACCACCUGGGAGUGGACCGCCCCCGGGUAUGAUUUGAGGAAGGCGUUUGGGAUCCUGAUCAGCUUGUUGGAUUCAACAUUGCAUUGCGGGCGUUGUAGUCGUUUGACACGGCGGCUCUCUGCUGGUUUUGAAGUGGCUAACGAGGCUUUCCUUUUCCUAAGGCAGCUAUGUCUGCCUCUUAUACUUCCUUUGGAUACCCAUUCCCGAUUCUGAGGCUGAGCUUUCUGGGAGUUCGACUUCGCUCUACUACGCUAGGCUAUAUGUAGGAGUUACGCGUGUAUGACUAGCAACUGAAUCACCGUUUACCACUUUCAAGUGCUAAGUGAGCAAACGUGCCAAUUGUCCCAAAGCAUCG
Trematosphaeria pertusa is the source of this 2506-nucleotide messenger RNA. RefSeq names its product DUF300-domain-containing protein. Bases 455 to 2188 code for a protein of 577 amino acids. The transcript has 4 exons. Gene Ontology annotation, biological process: transport. Lineage: Eukaryota; Fungi; Ascomycota; Dothideomycetes; Pleosporales; Trematosphaeriaceae. The record is from RefSeq and is a predicted model, not a curated record. Gene Ontology annotation, molecular function: transporter activity.